AUGAGUUUCGCCAUCUACGACCUCGAGGAAGAUGUGCGUAGCCUACUACAGCUCGACAACUUUCUCGACGGAAGAACAACGACCGAGUUUGUGGAGGAAUUGAGUAAAGAUCACAUCCGCAAGGGCGCCGAAGUCAACAACCUAGAGUAUCUAGAUCCAAAGCCAUACAUCCGUACUUUUGAGUCGACAUUGAGACAUUUGAAGCAGCUCUCCGAGGAAGCCCAACGCCAGAAAGUUGCUGCGCAGAAGGAAGUGGAGGAUUAUGAGCUCAAUCACUCCAAGAAUGUGCUUCAAUUAUCAUCGCAGGUCCAAUCCAUCGUGUCGGAGUUUGACCAGUUGGACCGCGAAAUCUCUAGCAUCAGUAAGAAAAUCGAUCCGCUCAACCAGGCUUUGAACAAAAUCACCAACUCGCGGGAGCGCUCCAUGGAAGCCAUCUUCUUGAUUCGUGCCUACCAUGGCUUUUACACCAAGGAGAAGUACGAGCCUCUUGAGAAGCUCCGCGUGGCUAACUCCAUGGACCAAAAAAUGAAAUGUGCUACAACUGUCAAGAAUCUCAUAAGAUUGGCAAAGAAAAUAAAUAGUCUCACAGGCAACAUACCCAAGGUGGCCAAAUGUGAAGUGACCAUUGAGAAAUACGGUGAAACCAUGGAAAAGGCUCUCAUUGAUCGGUUUGAAGUUGCAUCUGAGAAUGAAGAUUAUGAAGAAAUGGGCCGUAUCGCUAAACUUCUCUUCGAGUUCAACGGAGGCAGUAGUGUUGUUCUGGCUUUCAUCAACAUGAGUGACUUGAUCAUUGACGAUGAAACCGAGACUGAAGGCGUCGUAUCUCUUCUUGAUAAUGAUGAUUUAUGGAAAGCUUUGGAUGAUCCAAGCACUCAAGUACAUGACCUCUUCAAGAAUGAGGCAACAGAACAUCGUUUGAACUCACUUAAAGUAUCCAUCAAAUUCCAUGCUCGUAUCAUGCAAACUGUGUUCGAGAACCCGACCCCUGUGUUCAAGAUUAUGAUACAAAGAAUCUAUGCGCAGAUGAUUCUGAAUAAAGUGUCCACUCUCCUACUGUACUCACAACAGGCAGGGUCUCUAGCGCAUGUACGAGUACUACAUGAUCUUUAUAUCUUAAUUGGCGAUUUCACAAAAGACAUGAAAGACUUUUUCGUCACCAAUGAGUUCGAUGAGAACAAUGAUAUUGGGAACACUUUGGACCAGUGCUUUGCUGAUUUGUUCAUCGAUACACUCUCUGACAAUUCAUAUUUCAAUCUCGAAAAAGAAAUGCUUGAAAACGUUAUUUUCGGUAUUGCUCAUCCAUUUAAUUCGGUCAAUGAACGUGCUUUGUCCAGAAAAGAAUUGGAAACAAAGCUACAGGGCAUCGAUAACGAGUCAUCCGCGUUGAACAUGAGUGUUGUGGGCACUCAAACCACUGUCCAAGAACAUAGUAGAUUCAACCUUGUGGAGAGCAGAAGAGUGAGAAAAUUCAGAGAGUUUAUGAAGACCCGUCUAGACAUACUGAGAGAACGUGUCGAAGCUCCUUCAAAAGAUCAAGAACUUCCUAGCAUAUCGCAAACAAGAGUCGUCUUAUCGUUGGCCAUCGAGACAAUCGCUAGAGUUCUUGAGCUCUCACCACACAAAGCCGCUGAUUUCUCUCUCGAAAUUCUCGAGCUCCUUGUUUUAGACUUCGGAGGACUCUACGUUGCAUGUGGGUUAGAGGUUGCAUAUGAUACAGCUGUCCAGGAAAAGGCAAAUGCAACUACGGCGCAGACAACAAGACUAGAUUGUUUGCGAAUUUUCAGUCUUACUAGCGAGAUUCUUUUCAUGCUUUCUUCAUGCAUCAAAAGCAUAUUGCUUCCCUGUACUGUAAACAACUUACCGGUGAGAAGCCGGAUGAUCAGUUUGACAAAUACAUUCAUCCAAAAAUGCGAGUUGUCAUUGAAUCUCAUCCUAGAGAGUGUUAUGGGAUAUGUUACUGACCGCAUAAGCCACUUACUAACUACCCAGAAGAAAAAAGAUUUUGUUUGCGAAAUGAUAGACUCCAACCAAGACUACACUGAAACAUGUGAAGCGAUUUCUGAUUUCCUCAUUCACACACAAGGAUUGUUGAAGGUUCAUCUAACAAAUGAAAACUACACUAACUCUCUUAUCAAAAUAGGAAUGAUUACCUUGAACCUUAUACUGGACCAUUUCAAGAGAUUCCAAGUCAAUACUACGGGUGGUAUUGUUCUCACUCAAGACGUCAUUCGUUACCAAUCAGUCAUUGAUUCUUGGGAAAUUGCAGAGUUGAGCGAAAAAUUCCAGCUCUUGCGAGAGAUCAGUAACUUGUUCACAGUACAACCUAACCUCAUCAACUCUUUGAUAGUUGAAGGUCACUUAGCGGGUCUCAAGAUAUCUACUGUGAGACAAUAUAUUUCAAAACGUACUGAUUUUACACCAAGCUACCUUGAAAGAAUUUUUGGAAGGAAGUAA
Australozyma saopauloensis is the source of this 2454-nucleotide messenger RNA. It is a transcript of the gene SEC10, whose product is annotated as exocyst subunit. The record is from RefSeq and is a predicted model, not a curated record. Lineage: Eukaryota; Fungi; Ascomycota; Pichiomycetes; Serinales; Metschnikowiaceae. Gene Ontology annotation, cellular component: cytoplasm; exocyst. Bases 1 to 2454 code for a protein of 817 amino acids. Gene Ontology annotation, biological process: exocytosis; Golgi to plasma membrane transport. The transcript has a single exon.